AUGCAAUUAGCGUUUCUAGACAUUGAAGCCGCGUUCGACUCUCCUUAUCGAGACCGUCUUCUCAACGCACUCCGCGCCAAUGGAGUACCAGGAAAGUUCGUUCAUUUGCUUGAUGACAUGAAUCAACGAACAACAGCUGCAGUUCGAACACCAGCGGGAUGUGCAACACCGUUUGAGGUGGUAACUGGAGUAAGACAAGGGAGAGUGGCAGGACCCUUCUUGGUCAAUUUCGCAAUCGACGACAUCAUGCGAAGAACAGUAGAUCAGUGUCCUGCCGAUAUCAUUCUAGCACUAUCAGGACGCCCCUUGAUCGAUCUCGAGUACGCUGACGAUGUUGUUACAUUUGCGGAAAGCAGUACAAAAUUUCAAGAUGUUGUCAACCUCGUAUCGAAGCUGGCUGCAGCCUAUGGACCACUUCUACACUCUGAUGGACUGCGACUCCGCCCUGAUAAAUAA
This is a messenger RNA of Necator americanus (New World hookworm), 456 nucleotides long. RefSeq lists its product as uncharacterized. The record is from RefSeq and is a predicted model, not a curated record. Bases 1 to 456 code for a protein of 151 amino acids. NCBI's taxonomy places the organism in Eukaryota, Metazoa, Nematoda, Chromadorea, Rhabditida, Ancylostomatidae. The transcript has a single exon.